UUCAAAAUAGCCUCAAAUAGUUUUUCCAUAUGCAAUUAUUUGGUUGUUUCGGUAAGAAAAUGUGUUUUUUUUACACUAAAAUCAAACCACUGCAUGUGGUUGUUGUUCAAGUUCUCUAUUUCACUCAUCUGCAUUCAAAUCCUCUGACUGGUGCUUGCCUCAAAACAUCUGCCAUCCUCUUCAACACAAUGUAUGCUCAUUAAAUUGCAUUUAUUUUGGAAAUGGAAUAUAAAUAUACUGCGGUAAAAUCUUUUUGUGUGAUGCUUUUCUGUUGGCAAGACAGGUAGUUGUUGUUGCAUGGCUUGGAUGGUCUCUGUGGAGAGUGCUGUGCAGAAACUAAAGCCGGUGAAUGAGGUGUCCGUGGUUAUCUCCAGUAGAACAGACACUGGUGUGCACGCCUUGUGUAACUCUGCACAUGUAGAUGUCCAGCGGAGAGGAGACAAGCCACCGCUGCCCGAGCAAGACAUGGUCGAUGCCUUAAACUUCCACUUGAAAGCAGAACCUAUAAGAAUCACCAGGGCUUACCGUGUCCACAGUGACUUCCACGCACGCUACAGGGCCGUAUCACGCACAUAUGUGUACCGCUUCGCUUUGGGUCCCAGACAUCACACAGAAAUGCCAGUAACAGAGAGGGACCUAUGCUGGGCGUUACGAGACACGAGGCUCAAUAUCGAUGCAAUGCAAGAGGCUGCUGCACUGCUGUUAGGAACCCAUGACUUCAGCACCUUCCGUGCCUUGAGCUCAGAGACGCCCUUCAAGAACCCAGUGAAGACCCUAGAGAAGGCCCAGCUGGAACCUGGGGUCUCGUUCAGUCAGAGACACUUUCACAGAGAUAUUCAGUUCUGGGAGCUCACUUUUAAAAGUAGGUCUUUUUUAUACAGACAAGUGCGGAGGAUGACUGGGGCGCUGGUUGCCGUCGGUCAGGGUAGAUUGUCUGUUAGUCAGAUACAGGAGCUGCUAGAAGCACGGGAUUCACUGGCCUUCCCACAAAACCUGACGGCCCCAGCCCACGGCCUGUUUCUGACCCAUGUACAGUACAGAGAUACAGGUAAGAAAUGUUCAGAAUAUCGCUCUACUCUUUGUACGUGUAUGUAAAUUGUAAAUGUACAUGUGAACUGUACAACCACAGCACACUGCACAGAACAACAUGGCCCAAAAUGCAAUGUGCUUGAAUUGAGCCUCCAUGUUAAUGAAUUUGAACACAUUCUUUGACAAAAUUUGAUUUAAAAUCACAAAACAGUGCGAACUGGACUGCACUUGCUGAAUUAAAUAUGUCAAAUAAUAAGCUCAUGUGCUGUUUGUUACAUAAUGCAUGCUGUUUCAUUAUUAAAUAGCAGGUAAUAUACAGUGCAGUAUGCAGUAAACAGUACACAGUAUGUUCUAUCAGCCAUUCACUAUAAUUACCCUCCUCAAGAUCAUGCAUUUUACUGUGG
Onychostoma macrolepis is the source of this 1433-nucleotide messenger RNA. It is a transcript of the gene pusl1, whose product is annotated as pseudouridine synthase like 1. Gene Ontology annotation, molecular function: pseudouridine synthase activity; RNA binding. Bases 298 to 1095 code for a protein of 265 amino acids. NCBI's taxonomy places the organism in Eukaryota, Metazoa, Chordata, Actinopteri, Cypriniformes, Cyprinidae. The record is from RefSeq and is a predicted model, not a curated record. Gene Ontology annotation, biological process: tRNA pseudouridine synthesis. The transcript has 6 exons.